AAGGCCGGGCCUGUUCAGCCCGCCUUUGCCCUGGUGGGCGCCCGCCGAGACCUGGCCCGCACCGCACCGGGGAGACAGGUGGCGGCGGGGUGCGGAGCUCGGUAACCCGUCUGGGUCGGAUGAACCCCAGAACUCCUGCUGUCUACAGCCGGCGCCACCCAUUCUCGCCACAGCGUUAUCGACCUAACCGCAGCACCCCUGUGGCUCAGACCCGAGCCCAUCUUCAGCACUCGAGCCCUCAACAAAUGCAAAUAAGGGUCCACCAAAUCCUGCAUGCCGUUGAGUGCCCGCCACUGGGCUCAGUGCUGGGGGGUACAGUGCGGUCCAACGAACGUAGUGCCCACCCCCCGUGGAGCUCGCAGUCUGGCAGGGUGGCUGCUGCAGCAGGUGUGAAUGUGCCUGACAAGAUGAAGAGCCGAAUCCCCGUGGUGCUCCUGGCCUGUGGCUCCUUCAACCCCAUCACCAACAUGCACCUGCGCUUGUUUGAGGUGGCCAGAGACCACCUUCACCAAACAGGCAGGUACCAGGUGAUCGGGGGUAUCAUCUCUCCUGUCAAUGACAACUACGGAAAGAAGGACCUCGUGGCUGCCCGGCACCGGGUGGCCAUGGCCCGGCUGGCCCUGCAGACGUCCGACUGGAUCCAGGUGGACCCCUGGGAGAGUGAGCAGGUGCAGUGGAUGGAGACAGUCAAGGUGCUGAGGCAUCAUCACAGCGAACUGCUCAGAUCUCUGCCCUGGAAGGAAGGCCUGGACCAAGGCAAGGUUGACUCUCCAGCCCCCGCAGCUGUGCCUGAGCUGAAGCUCCUGUGCGGGGCAGAUGUCCUGAAGACCUUCCAGACCCCCAACCUCUGGAAAGACACGCACAUCCAAGAAAUAGUGGAGAAGUUCGGCUUGGUGUGCGUGGACCGGGCAGGGCACGACCCAAAGGGGUACAUCUUGGGCUCGCCCAUCCUGCAGAGGUACCAGGACAACAUCCACCUGGCCAGGGAGCCAGUGCAGAACGAGAUCAGUGCCACAUACAUCAGGCGGGCCCUGGGCCAAGGGCAGAGCGUGAAGUACCUGCUCCCCGAUGCCGUCAUUGCCUACAUCAAGGAGCACGACCUCUACGCCAGCCCCGGAGGGAAUGAAGGGUAGCCGAGCUGGGGAGGGCCACCUCCUCCUCCACUGGUCUCGUCCUGAGGACAGGGCGCUUACAGUCUUUGUUUUCCAGAGUUUUUCCAUGUUUCAUUUGGUUUGUUUCAACAAUGAUUUUGUUUGUGAGGCAUCUUCUGUCCCAGGAAGAGAUACCUUCCUCGGGGAGGAGCAAAUGUUUGCAUCACAAGGAUGGACAUUUAUCACAGAAGUUAAAGUGGUGUGGCAGGUCAUUAGGUUUAGACGGAAGCUCUCAGAACCUCUGGAUGAAGAGGCUUCUUAUUUUGUAACUGGUAGUUAUGGCUGCGCACUGAAGGCAGUUCUGCACGUGGCAGGGGGCCCCUGAGGGUCAGAUCAGAAUUGCCCACAAAACGUGUUUUAACUAGGACCAGGUGCAGCUUGCGGGUCUUGAUUGGAGAGACUUGACAGGAUGCUAAUUACCAAACAGUGGGCUUUGUCAAUGCCUUGUUUCCACAAAGUAAUGCUCAUGGAGGAGUCCAAAAUUUGGAAGCAACACUUUGCUGAUUGACAUUGAGUCUUCCUUUACAAACCGUAGUCUGCCUGCCUACUGGCCAUUGAUAAAAUUUAAACUAAAAUCUUUCUAGGUAGUGAUCCUCAAACUAUAUAUAUAUAUAUAUAAUUUUUUUUUUUUUUUUUUUUUUGCGGUACGCGGGCCUCUCACUGCUGUGGCCUCUCCCGUUGCGGACCACAGUCUCCGGACGCGCAGGCUCAGCGGCCAUGGCUCACGGGCCCAGCCGCUCCGCGGCAUGUGGGAUCCUUCCGGACCGGGGCACGAACCCGUGUCCCCUGCAUCGGCAGGCGGACUCUCAACCACUGCGCCACCAGGGAAGCCCCUCAAACAAUAUUUUUGAUACAAUACAUAUAUAUAUAUUAUUUUUUAAAACACAGCUAUUCUAUAAAUGCCAGGGCUCCUGAUUUCCAGGUUUCUAAAAAGGAACGGAGGUAAAACAGAUGCCUUGACUGUUUUAGAAGAUCGUUUUGAAUGUUUUAUGACUGCCUGCCUGUUUGAAUAUUGGUGAAGGGAUAAAUAAUAAAUUGACAUCAAAAAGCA
Molecule: messenger RNA, 2202 nt
Organism: Orcinus orca (killer whale)
Lineage: Eukaryota; Metazoa; Chordata; Mammalia; Artiodactyla; Delphinidae
Gene: NMNAT3
Product: nicotinamide nucleotide adenylyltransferase 3
Exons: 5
Coding region: 120-1133 (337 amino acids)
Biological process (GO): NAD+ biosynthetic process
Cellular component (GO): mitochondrion
Molecular function (GO): nicotinate-nucleotide adenylyltransferase activity; nicotinamide-nucleotide adenylyltransferase activity
Source: RefSeq, a predicted model, not a curated record